UUCCACGGGAAGCGCUCAAUAUCAGCGCCUCACCUUUUGAGAAGCAGUGACGCUACCUACCUGAAAGCAAUUGACUCAGAAACGCGGAAGUGAAGUCAACUUAUCUUUAGCUAAGUACAGUAGUUUUUAAUAUUUUACUUUUAGUAUAAUUAGAGCUCCAUGUCUGAAGUAAGGGUAAACGUUUCGUGAGUAAUGAAGAAAACGGCGCUCCAACGACAGAAGAUGUGAAUGGUGACGUUCAAUAUUCGCUGAAUUUGGAUUACGAGUGUAUUGCAACAUGUACUUCAAGAAUCCAGAGCAGGAUGGUGUUGAGCUGCAGGAGAGAAACAUGGAUGGCUUUGACAAUACCAUGGAGGCAUUACUCCCAACUCUGCACCAGCAGAGGACAUAUGAUUAUGUUCUAGUUGCUGACAAAGUUGAGGACCAAGAACACCCAAAGUUUCAGAAGCAGGUGGCUUUUAUUGACCACCUGAGGAAGAAAAACAUGAAAGUGACAAAAAUCAUUCAUGAUGACAAGACGUUUUAUGGUGUCCGGGCCCCGAAGGAGAUCUUUGACAAGUACAGGUACCUACUAAAGGUGUCUGAUGCUUGCAACUGGAGCGGCGACCGGAAAUGUGUCAGAAUCCCUCACUCAACCAGGAUCAGAGUAGUGCAUUACAUCCUACACCACACCCAUAUCAACACAGGAGAGAACCUCAGAGAGCUCCAGGAGAAGGGUGUCUUUGAGGCCACGUUCUGCCUGCAUGAGAGGAACAAGCAAAAGGUGUUGAAACAAAAGUGGGCACGAUGGUCUGCUCUCUGUACCAGCCAGCCUGUUGAUGAUGUCAGGAGUUACUUUGGAGAGAAGGUGGCUCUGUAUUACCUGUGGUUGGGCUGGUACACCAUCCUGCUGGUCCCUGCAGCCAUUCUGGGUGUGAUUGUGUUCCUGUAUGCACUGGCUUUCUUUAACACCAGCCCCCUCAUAAAGGAGGUCUGUGAGUCUGACACCGUAAUGUGCCCGAGGUGUGACAAAUGGUGUCAAGUAUGGCAGCUGCGUGACACCUGUGCCUAUGCCAAGGUGAGUCAUCUGUUUGACAAUGAGGGGACGGUGGCCUUUGCUAUGUUCAUGGCAGUCUGGGCUACCAUUUUUCUGGAGCUGUGGAAGAGACACAAAGCAACGUUUGUGUCCAAAUGGAAAGUCUUUGACUGGUGUGAGGAAGAGGAGGAGCUCAUCCUGGGAGUAGUCAAUGAUCCAGACUGCCAUCCCAAAGAGUUUCGCCAUUCUUAUCUGCGCAGCACUCUAGUUCUGGUGCUGGUCACUCUCAUGUUGGUUCUGAUCAUUGGGCUAACCCAGGCUUUGGUGGUGUUCCGUGUGGUUGCUGCUGUGCUGUUAUCAGAGGGAACAUGGGAGUUUGUAAGGGACCAUGCCAACACUGUAGCAGUAAUGCUGGGUGCUGUACUACACUACAUCACCAUGCAAUUUAUGACCAGAGUCAACAAGGCGGUGGCCUUCAAGCUGUGUGAGAUAGAGAAGACACAGUCGUUUGCGGCCACUGAGAGGAGCUUCACUGUUAAGAUGUUUACCUUCCAGUUCUUCACCCUCUUCUCCUCACUCAUAUAUGUGGCAUUUUUCCUGGGCAGGAUAAAUGGUCGCCCAGGCAGCUACGUUCGUAUUUCUGGUAAAUGGAGAUUGGAGGAGUGUCAUCCCAGUGGCUGCCUCACUGACCUCUUCAUUCAAAUGGCCGUCAUCAUGUUGCUCAAACAGACACUGAAUAACAUCUUUGAGUUUACUGUGCCCUGGUUCAAGAGUUACUUCAGAAGGACUACAACUAAGAAGCUGGAGAGGAAGUGUGGCCACUGCUACAAAAAUGCAUGUCGCGAAGAGGAGAAGAUGGGCCGUGACCCAUGUGAUAUCUGCAAGCUGCGUGAUUGGCUGCGCAACUACGAUCUGAAUGACGUCAACUUUUUCAGUCUCUUCAAUGAGUUUCUGGAAAUGGUUGUUCAGUUCAGUUUCACCACCAUCUUUGUGGCGGCCUUCCCUCUGGCCCCUCUACUGGCCCUCAUCAACAAUAUCUUUGAGAUCCGUCUGGAUGCCAUCAAGAUGGUCAGCUUGGAACGUAGAUUAGUCCCCAAGAAAACCAAUGAUAUUGGUAUAUGGACCAAAGUUCUGGAAGCUAUUGGUGUUCUGGCUGUCAUUGCCAAUGGGCUAGUCAUUGGGGUGUCCUCAGACUUCAUCCCUCGGCUGGUCUAUCGCUACCACUACGGACCCUGUGCCAAUGGAGAAGCUGAUGUACACUGUAUGAAGGGCUAUAUCAACGACACCCUAUCCAUUGCUCAUAUAACAGACCUGAGCGUGCGGAAGGACUUUUUCCCCAGUCAACUGAUCACAGAGAGCGGCUUCAAUGUUACACAAUGCAGCUAUAAAGACUACAGAAAUGAUGUGGACUACAGCCUCACCUCCCAGUUCUGGCUCAUCAUGGCUGUACGCUUUGCCUUCGUCGUCCUAUUUGAGCAUGUAGUGGUCAUCUUUAAAUGCAUUGCUGCCUGGUUUGUGCCUGACUCCCCCAUGUUGGUGAAGAAUGACAGACUGAAGGAUAAACUCUGUAGACUCAAAGAGGAACUACAGGAAAUGAAGUACAGGCAGUCCACAGAUGUGUGAUGACUGCAACAGAGGGACAUCCUGAGACAUGACCAGCAUGACGCAUGACUUUGAAGAUUUGAAAAAAGACACAUUAAAAAUGAUGCUCUCUGCACUGUCCUGAGAUCAGCAUCUUACAGCAUAGCUAGUGCCUGGUUAUGAGAGGUAGGACAGCCUCAUCUCCCAACACCUCUGAGUUUUCCCCCACAUGGUCAACACACUGUUUAUACCGGUGUGAUUAAUGGCCACCCGUGGCGCAUGCAAACGUAUCUUAAUAGCCGAUCGGGGCUACAAGUUUCUACGAGGAUUAGACUGCUCCAAACUCUAUUUCACAUAUAAGCAAGGGUACCCCAAUAUAAAUGAACCAAUAGACUGACAGACUAACCCCAGAUACCAAAAGCCAAUCCACAACUGUGGUUCAUAAGAAGAGGUCCAUAUAACAUUGUAUUUUCUUGAAUGACCAGUAUGUAGGGGAUCUAGUUUCAGGCAUUUACUUUUCCUAAUCAAAAGGGGACCAUCGCAGUCUCCCAGAAGUUUGGUUGGUGCGUAAAACGUGUGAAAUCAGAUAAAUUAAAAGGUGUGAUGGGUCCGUACACAAAAAUAUGUUGCAUAAAGAUGACUUAAUUUGAAAAAAAACGUAUUUUCACUGCAUCAGGGAUAGCGUACAGACUUUGCAGCCUUCUUCAGUGUGUAGAUUUAUUUUAUGCCUUCUACAUUAGGUUAACCUAGCAGGGAUGCCUAUACAGUAACAGAGUUGUGGUUCAUUUUGUUUCACAAACUAUACAUGACAUACAAAUGGAAAACCUGAGUUGAAAUGUAUUGGCUCCCUUACUCUGGCCAAUAUUAAUGUUUUACAAAGAACUGCGGUAGUUUUGUGUGACAUCCUGUUUUGCAAAUAUUGUACUGAUGUUUCCUGUUUCCUGUUUACAUGCUUUUAGUAACCUAUGUUCUCUCAACAUAUAGAAUCACAAAGUGUGAAUAAUGUAAUUUAUCUUUGUGAAAGGUUGAUAUCUUUGUUAUAUAAUUAUGCAUCUCUUGACUUUCCUUUUAAUCCACUGCAUUAUUUCUUUAUUUGAAAUUAAAUUUAGAAAUAUUGUUAUCCCUUUUUAAAUUCAAACAUAGCGUUGCUUUAUGUUGUGUGUAUGUGCAAUAGUUUUUGUAAAGUAUAAUUCAGAAAUGAUUUGAGCCAAUACCUAUGGAUAUUGUAUUGUUGUUGGAAUGGUGUACAUUUUGAGUUGCUGUUUUCUUUUUUUACUGUAUAUUGUACAUACAGUAUGUGACAGGGUUUUGCUCAUCAGUCUCAGUUACCUGAGUGAAAGUGCACUAUAAUUUUGUCAAUUUUGUCCACUUUUGAUGGACCGACGGGACAAAGAUUAAAGCCUGCAGUGAUUUUACUCUCA
Molecule: messenger RNA, 4017 nt
Organism: Salmo salar (Atlantic salmon)
Lineage: Eukaryota; Metazoa; Chordata; Actinopteri; Salmoniformes; Salmonidae
Product: anoctamin-9
Biological process (GO): chloride transmembrane transport
Cellular component (GO): plasma membrane
Molecular function (GO): protein dimerization activity; chloride channel activity
Source: RefSeq, a predicted model, not a curated record